AUGGCAUGUUCCAGCCGCAGCCGCAAGUAGGGAUCAGCUAGGGAGCAAACCUAGGAAGGGCCAAUUUGGGAGACACCAAUCCUCGAUAAGCUCCCUAAGUUCGCAUCCUGCACCUCCUGAAAUUCCUCACCCCUUUUGCUCCCUCCUCUUGCUAUACCCUUAUGACCCCUCUUGAGUCUACCACUCUCACCCCUAGAGCCCCCUCUCCUAUCGACCCCCGAGAUCUUCCGCCCAGCAUGCAAGAAGAGCUCCGCCACGCGUCGCAGACGCACCGUCACCACACCCAAAUGGCGCUCACCCCGCGCUUGCUCUGCACUGUCGCCGCUGUGUGCUUGGGCAGCGUCCAGUUUGGCUAUCAUAUGGCUGAAUUGAACGCGCCAGGCGCCAUUCUCUCCUGCCAAGAGCAUGUCCUUCCUCCCGGAACUCCGUCCUAUUACGACCUGUUCUGGUCCCGGCACGGUUUGGAACAGUGCGUGAUCAUGGACACCGAAACUAUUGGACUAGUCACCUCUGCGUUCCCGCUUGGAGGCCUCCUCGGCUCGAUAUACGCCGGCCAAUUGGCCGAUAAGUUGGGACGUCGUCGCGCGGCGUUGCUCAAUGCGGUGGUAUAUGCCUUGGGCUCGUUUCUCCUGGCCACUGCCAAUUCGGUGGCACAGAUAGCUGUGGGACGAGCACUUUCGGGCGUUGCUGCAGGCUGUGCCGUCGUUGUCACCGCGUUGUUUAUUGCCGAGAUUGCACCCGCGGAACUUCGGGGCUUGCUCGGCUCCAUGAACCAAGUGAGCAUCAAUUUGGGGAUUCUCCUCACCCAGCUGUUGGCGAUUCAACUUGCGAACGACCACGACUGGCGCUACCUCCUCCUUACGGGCUCCCUCCUCGGUAUCGCCAACUUUGUCGCCCUCUGCUUUAUUGACGAGAGCCCGGUGUGGUUGGUUGCGCACGGCCACAAGGACACCGCGCAGACCGCGUUGAGCACGUUACGUGACGCAUCCUUAGAGGAUGUUGUCCCAGAACUCGACGCGCUUGCGCUGGAGUAUCACGCCUCCACGCUCAGCGCCAGAGCCUCCACGCUCGAGUACGUCCUGUCACCAACCUACCGCCCGUCCUUCAGGAUGACUACGGUCAUUAUGGCGGGGCAGCAGUUCUGUGGGAUUAACUCCAUCAUUUUCUACGGGGUCUCCGUCAUGACGCAAAUUUUCCCGCUGUAUGCGAUCCUCAUCAACUGCUUUAUUUCCUUGGCAAAUGCUAUCAUCACGUUUAUCUCCGGCACCUUGCUUGAUAGGCUCGGCCGCAGACCCCUUUUGCUUUUGUCUGUCUCCGCCAUGGGCCUAGCGCUGUUGUUCAUGGCUGUGGGGAUUGUCCAGCAAAUCCCGUCUCUUGUGAUUUUUGCCACCUUCAGUUACGUGUCAAGUUUUGCGAUUGGCUUGGGCCCAAUCCCGUUCUUGAUCAUCUCAGAGGUGACACAGCCGGAGGUGCGCUCUAUCGCGCAGUCCUGGGGUACCAGCACCAACUGGGUCGCCACCUUCUUGGUGGGCUUCCUCUUCCCGAUCUUCAAUAGAUGGUUGGGCGGCUAUGUCUACCUUGUGUUUGCCGGAGUGUGUGCGCUUUUUGGCGCAUUCUUGUAUCUUGAGUUACCAGAGACAAAAGGAAAAGCGGGGUACGACGAGGUUUGGUCGUCCGAGCCACAGUUACGGAUCGAUUGAAUUGGAGAAUCCACGUGGUUUAGGAUCUGUUGAAGUAGCACUAGGAUGUAUUGUUUUUAUUACA
Molecule: messenger RNA, 1764 nt
Organism: Babjeviella inositovora NRRL Y-12698
Lineage: Eukaryota; Fungi; Ascomycota; Pichiomycetes; Serinales
Gene: HGT18
Product: Hgt18p
Exons: 1
Coding region: 162-1700 (512 amino acids)
Biological process (GO): monosaccharide transmembrane transport
Cellular component (GO): membrane
Molecular function (GO): hexose transmembrane transporter activity
Source: RefSeq, a predicted model, not a curated record